Messenger RNA from Danaus chrysippus (African queen), 1017 nucleotides. NCBI's taxonomy places the organism in Eukaryota, Metazoa, Arthropoda, Insecta, Lepidoptera, Nymphalidae. The record is from the annotation of a GenBank genome assembly.
AUGAUCGCGCUCAAGAAGCUGUACGGAGACGAGCUGUUGCGGUUGGCGCUUGUGCUUAGCUUGCUCAAGAACCCCGAGGAGUACCACGAGCUGGAAACUCAACAGCUCGCUGGACUUCAUAUAACCAAUGGCACUGAUUGGUCCUUGGAGCACGAAGCCAGGACUUUGAUAAGACCACGCCAUGUACACCCGAAAUCCUUGGACCAUAUAUUAAUAAAUUACGAGAGACAACUCUUCGAAGAAUUAAACUCUCUAGGGAGAUAUAAUUAUUUGGAAAUUAACGACAGGCCGUGGUACAAUCAACCUGUGUACACAUAUCUACUAAACGACGUAGCCACGGAUACUGUUACACCAGCUCUAAAUACAGAAUCACAAGAAGAUAACGUAUCAUCUGACGAAAAUGUCGCCCAAGAAGUCAAAAUCGAGGAAGAGAAAGAAGAAACUCCAGUAGUGACCCUGUCAGCGGAUUUUAUGCAAAAUAACACUGUAAGCGAUAUUUUUGCGGAACUAGCUUCCAGAUCUUUCGACGUAAACGAAUUUUUAAAUCCGGAUAUGAAUAUCAAGAAAGAAGAUGAUUUGAUAGUCAAAAAGGAAAUAGACGAUGUUUUUAGUGAUAACGCCAUAGAUUACGUUCCGUACUUCACGGCUGGAUCGGAAAAGAUUGAGUUUGGUGAAGCUAAUUCCGUUUACAAUCAGAACAUAGCUGAUCUACAAGAUUACGAGGAGUUUGAUGUGAAAGAACUUAAUUUGGAACAUUUAGAUGUCAAAACACAGCAGGAGAACCUAGAACAGUAUUUACUGGAAAAUACUCCAUUAGAUUCGGAGGUAUACGAAUUAGCGCCGAUGUUUGAAGAGGAGAUGAUUAUUAAGAGGGAAAGAGCUAGCACUAGUUUUACUUCAGCGAGUUCCAGUGGUGUGAGCGAGAUGGAUGCAUGCUCCAAGGAUUUGGAUGUGAAAUUGGAACCGGAUGAGGGGCACCACAGUGGAGAGGAGCUUACACAGGAGGUGAGUCAGUAG